GUCCCACAGACUCGAGUACUGAUCCUGAGGCCGCUGCGGUCGUGCAUUCAGGUCCUAGAGAGACGGUCUAGUCUGUCCGGGUCCCACUGACCUGGGUGGUGGAGCUAUGUUCGUCCAGAACAGGAGUGGCCUGGGCCGGGCGUCGGCCGGGGGCUGAGGACCGGACGGCAAGGCCGCGGCCCUAAGAAGGGAGAGACCCGAGAAAAGCGAAGCCGAGCCACUGGGGUGAGGCAGUGCGGUAAUUUGCCAAAAUGACCAACACAAAGGGAAAGAGGAGAGGUACCCGGUACAUGUUCUCUAGGCCUUUUAGAAAACAUGGAGUUGUUCCUUUGGCCACAUACAUGCGAAUCUACAAGAAAGGUGAUAUUGUGGACAUCAAGGGAAUGGGCACUGUUCAAAAGGGAAUGCCCCACAAAUGUUACCAUGGCAAAACUGGAAGAGUCUACAAUGUUACUCAGCAUGCUGUUGGUAUUGUUGUAAACAAACAAGUAAAGGGCAAGAUUCUUGCCAAGAGAAUUAAUGUCCGCAUUGAGCAUAUUAAACAUUCAAAGAGCCGAGAUAGCUUCCUGAAGCGUGUAAAGGAAAAUGAUCAGAAAAAGAAGGAAGCCAAAGAGAAAGGUACUUGGGUUCAGCUGAAGCGUCAGCCUGCUCCACCCAGAGAAGCACAUUUUGUGAGAACCAAUGGAAAAGAGCCCGAACUGCUGGAACCCAUUCCCUAUGAAUUCAUGGCAUGAUAAAUAAAAAGAAAAUAAAAGACCUCAAGACUGUAAAA
Neogale vison (American mink) is the source of this 772-nucleotide messenger RNA. It is a transcript of the gene RPL21, whose product is annotated as ribosomal protein L21. The record is from RefSeq and is a predicted model, not a curated record. Gene Ontology annotation, biological process: translation. Gene Ontology annotation, cellular component: ribosome; cytosolic large ribosomal subunit. The transcript is spliced from 6 exons. Lineage: Eukaryota; Metazoa; Chordata; Mammalia; Carnivora; Mustelidae. Gene Ontology annotation, molecular function: structural constituent of ribosome. The coding region runs from base 252 to 734 and encodes 160 amino acids.